Messenger RNA from Physeter macrocephalus (sperm whale), 540 nucleotides. RefSeq names its product RNA guanine-N7 methyltransferase-activating subunit-like protein. Gene Ontology annotation, biological process: RNA 5'-cap (guanine-N7)-methylation. Gene Ontology annotation, molecular function: RNA binding. The transcript has a single exon. NCBI's taxonomy places the organism in Eukaryota, Metazoa, Chordata, Mammalia, Artiodactyla, Physeteridae. The record is from RefSeq and is a predicted model, not a curated record. Gene Ontology annotation, cellular component: mRNA capping enzyme complex.
CUUGGAGAGCUGAAGGGGUCUGGAGGUCCUGUGAUGGUGUUCUAGGCCAGAGAUCUAAACAAUAUAAACAUUAAACAGUACAGCUGCCUCAACUCCCUGGGAAUUUCAGAAUGACUGACACUUCUGAAGCUGUUCCAAAUUUUGAAGAGAUGUUUGCCAGUAGAUUCACAGAAGAUGACAAAGAGUACCAGGAAUACCUGAAACGCCCUCCUGAGUCCCCUCCAGUUGUUGAGAAAUGGAAUAGCAGAGCUGGUGGGAACCAAAGAAAUAGAGGCAAUCGGUUACAAGAUAACAGACAGUUUAGAGGCAGGGAUAGCAGAGGGGGGUGGCCAAGUGACAAUCGAUCCAAUCAAUGGCAUGGAUGAUCCUGGGGUAACAAUUACCUGCAGCACAGACAAGAACCUUACUACCCAUAUCAAUAUGGACACUAUGGUCACAACCAAAGGCCUCCCUAUGGCUACUACUGAUAGAAAUGUCAGCAGCUUUUAGUAAAACCAUUUACUCUGUUAACAUGACAAAAGUUUAUGUUGUGUUUUCUGU